This is a messenger RNA of Pimephales promelas (fathead minnow), 726 nucleotides long. RefSeq names its product peptidyl-tRNA hydrolase domain containing 1 (gene ptrhd1). Gene Ontology annotation, molecular function: peptidyl-tRNA hydrolase activity. The record is from RefSeq and is a predicted model, not a curated record. NCBI's taxonomy places the organism in Eukaryota, Metazoa, Chordata, Actinopteri, Cypriniformes, Leuciscidae.
GUAUUUCAAAAACAACUACAGAAACGUGUUAUAAGUGGUCCAUUUGGUGUUUUAAAUGCCCCAUAUUUAUCCUAUGUGGAGAAAAUUGUCCGGGUUCUUAUGGGUUAAUAUUAAAUUAAUGCUCAGGGUGCUGAAACAACCAGUAGAGGGCAUCCAGUCAAUAACUUUCCCGGUAAGGAAAUAAACCCGGAACGUAAACAAGAACCCGCUGUCUGUGUCAUUUCCGGUCUGGCAAUUUUCACAUUCAAUAAAAUGGCAACGCCGAGUGGUGGCACGUCCAAGCGUUUAGUCCAGUAUGUCAUCGUCCGAUCAGACUUGAUACACGCUUUAUCAUGGCCUUUAGGGGCGGUUAUAACUCAAGCCUGUCACGCGGCCACGGCAGCCAUUCAUUUACACUACAGUGACCCUGAUACACAGGAAUAUUUGGCAGAACUCGACAGCAUGCACAAAGUGGUACUUCAGGCACCAGAUGAGGCUUCUCUCUCCACUCUUUCCAGUACUCUACAUGAAAAAGAUAUAGCACAUAAACUAUGGAUGGAGCAGCCGGAGAAUAUCCCCACAUGCUUGGCUUUGAAGCCCUACCCCAAGGAGACUGUGCAGCCCUUUCUAAAAAAGUUCAAGCUUUUCAAAUGAAUUCUGCAUGUAUUGUACAAUAUAAACACAAGCAUUGACCAGAAUGGCAUAUACCAUUAAGAAUGAACUUGUUGUAACAGUCUUACCAUCACA